AUGGCGCUGCUGCUAAGGACCUUGGCCCGUCAGGGGUUGUGUGUCUCCAGGCCGCGAUGCAGUGUCCUCUACGUCAGAAAUGCUGCUCCAAUGGGAACCACUGCCAAGGAGGAGAUGAACAAGUUUUGGGCAAAAAAUACCCGAUUGAACCGACCUAUGUCUCCUCACCUAACCAUUUACAAAUGGUCUGUCCCCAUGAUGAUGUCCAUCACGCACAGAGGAACUGGAGUUGGCCUCAGUGGAGCCAUUUCUGCUUUCGCCGUGGCCGCUCUGGUCCUGCCCGGUAGUUAUCCGCACUAUCUGGAUCUCAUCCACUCCUUGUCGGUUGGCCCCUUCCUCAUCGCCCUGGCCAAAAUUGGCAUCGCCUUCCCCGUGUCCUACCACACCUUCAACGGAAUCCGCCAUUUGUGGUGGGAUAUCGGCAAAGGCUUCAAAAUUCCUGAAGUGUACCGUAGUGGCUAUACCGUGAUCGGCCUGUCUGUCAUCACUGCCAUCGCCACCGCCAUAUUCCUCUAA
Molecule: messenger RNA, 516 nt
Organism: Nerophis lumbriciformis (worm pipefish)
Lineage: Eukaryota; Metazoa; Chordata; Actinopteri; Syngnathiformes; Syngnathidae
Source: RefSeq, a predicted model, not a curated record